AUGUCGGCUCUUUCUGUUCACAAUCUUAGUACCACCACAUUCCUCCUCACUGGUUUUCCAGGAUUAGAACAAUUUUAUUCCUGGAUUGCCAUCCCUUUCUCCUCCAUCUAUGCUAUCAUCCUGCUGGGGAACUGUCUGAUUCUCCAUGUGAUCCGGACUGAGCCAAGUCUACAUGAGCCCAUGUUUUACUUCCUAGCUAUGCUGGCUUUCACUGACUUGUGCAUGGGGCUCUCUACCAUUCAUACAGUAUUGGGGAUCUUGUGGAAGUUCAGCCAUGAAAUCAGCCUGGAUGCCUGCAUUGCUCAAACUUACUUCAUUCAUGGUCUGUCUGGUACAGAAUCUGGAGUCCUUCUUGCCAUGUCCUUUGAUCGAUUCAUUGCAAUCUCUAAUCCUCUCAGAUAUACAACUAUCUUGACAAAUACCAAAGUCAUACAAGUGGGGCUGAUUAUUUUGGUGAGGAGUGCUUUUUCAAUUCUUCCUGCAAUCAUCCGCCUGAAGUUCUUCCAUUAUUGUCGCCACCACAUCCUCUCCCAUUCUUUCUGUCUUCACCAGGAUCUCCUUCGUCUGGCUUGCUCUGACAUUCGUUUCAAUAGCUUCUAUGCCCUGGCAUUGGUGAUCUGCAUCUUUCUAUUAGACUCCCUCCUCAUCCUCUUCUCUUACAUUCUCAUCUUACAUACAGUCUUAGCUAUUGCAUCUCAGGAGGAGAGACUCAAGUCCUUGCAGACUUGUAUUUCCCAUAUCUGUGCUGUUCUGGUUUUCUACAUUCCAAUUAUUGGUCUUACAAUGGUGCAUAGGUUUGGAAAACACCUUUCACCUCUCGUCCAUGUUCUAAUGGGAAACAUCUAUAUCCUUUUCCCACCUCUCAUGAACCCCAUCAUCUAUAGCAUCAAGACCAGGCAGAUUCGCAUCAGGAUCCAAAGAGUCUUCUUCCUGAAAAGGUAUUGA
Messenger RNA from Antechinus flavipes (yellow-footed antechinus), 945 nucleotides. RefSeq names its product olfactory receptor 51V1-like. Gene Ontology annotation, biological process: G protein-coupled receptor signaling pathway. The record is from RefSeq and is a predicted model, not a curated record. Lineage: Eukaryota; Metazoa; Chordata; Mammalia; Dasyuromorphia; Dasyuridae. The transcript has a single exon. Gene Ontology annotation, molecular function: olfactory receptor activity; G protein-coupled receptor activity. Gene Ontology annotation, cellular component: membrane. Bases 1 to 945 code for a protein of 314 amino acids.